UUUGUUUAGAAAUUACCAAAUUAGCAUAUAUAUCUCUAAGAAUACAUGCAGUAGUUUAACUCAUAUACCGGUAAAUGUAGGGUCAUGUCAACCCCUCCAAUUAGUCAAAGGGAUCAAGUUAAAAAAUACAACGAUUUAACCGAAAAAUUGAAAGAGCUUACGGUUGCGAAUUCUAAUACCGAUGACACUGAAAAUUUGAAAGACAUUGAAAGUGACAAAGGAAAGAAUGAAAACAUAAAUAUUAAAAUGCAGCUGAGGCAAUCUGAGGAUCCUUCGAGGGAAGAAGCGAUUUCAUUGGAUGAGGAUUUAGAAACUGACGACGAAUCAGAAGAGGAAGACUCCAGUGACGAUGAUGACGAACCAAUCAGAGCUCCAGUUGAAUUACUUGGGGAAUUUUUACAAUAUAUAAGACAAGGUAAAUGGGAAGAUGCAAAGAAACUUUGUGUAAUGAUUCUGAUUUAUGAGCCAGAAAACUCGGAAGCUUUGCAGUUUCAACCUGUUAUUGACGCAAAGAUACAGAUAGAAAAGGAGCUUGCAGAAAUGAGUGAUUCCUCAUCUGAAGAAGAGACAGAUGAGAGCAGUGACGAAGAGGAUUCAGAAGAAGGGGAAGAUUCAUCUGAAGAAGAUGAAAGUGAUGAAGAAGAAAUUGAUCGCAGAGGUCAUCUUCAUAAUAAACUUCUACUACCAUCGGAUAAAACAGAUCUAGGGGUCUGGAGGCCUUAAUGUAUAUUAUGCCAUUGUAUGGGUGGAGAAAAGCAAGAAGUAAUUUACCUGCAAAAAGCCAUUGAAAGUGCCUUAGAUAGCUCUGUAAAGGUACAAUGGGUUGUGCCGGAUAUCUUUUUUCUAUCAGCACAGGAUGUUCUCUUUACUGUGUGCAAUUCUACUUUGCUUCAAUUUUCGCUUCAAUCUUUUACAAUAAAUCUUUUAUUGAUUUUG
This is a messenger RNA of Ciona intestinalis (vase tunicate), 936 nucleotides long. RefSeq lists its product as uncharacterized. The record is from RefSeq and is a predicted model, not a curated record. Lineage: Eukaryota; Metazoa; Chordata; Ascidiacea; Phlebobranchia; Cionidae.